ACCUUUAUGAAUAUAUUUUACAUGUGUAUGCAUGUGUCACGUUUAUACUUCCGCUACAGAUUAGACAUUGAUCCCUAGGGGCCAGGUGAGAAUUGCCGACACAUGUCGCGAGAUUAAUUCACAUACACUGGGGUUGUUCAUCAAUGCAUAGGGUUCUAAUUAGCUGUCUUUUCGGAGACGCUUCAUGGCUCUAUGCUACUGUUCAUAAGGUGUUUUAAAGGCUAUUAAUAGUUGACGUAGUCGACUCGAAUCGGAGCCGGGUGUAGUGUUUAUAUUAUAUAUUCAGUCUACGAUCAGCUGUACGCCUGUCUUCAGCCAUGGAGGACCAUGCUCAUGGACAACAGAAAGGGGAGACGGAGUCUCUCAAAAAGAUAUUCCACUUGUUUGACAAAGAUGGCGACGGACGAAUUACGGCUGAUGAACUCACAACAGUGCUAAGAUCUAUUGAAAGGGACGUCAGCAAAAAGGAAUUACAAGCACAAGUGAAUAAAAUAAUGCGGGAUGGCGAUAAAGAUAAAAAUGGAACAAUAGACUUCGAAGAAUUCCAGGCAUGUAUGGAAUCACGAAUGGGUCACCAGAGCCCAUUAAAAAAAAUAAAGGAUGCAUUCCAUGUGUUUGAUUGUGAUGGCGAUGGCUUUAUAGAGCGAGACGAACUCAAAAGUGUAAUGUUAAAGUUGGGUGAUGAGCUAACCGACACACAAGUGGAUUCUAUGAUCAAGGAUGCGGAUUUGGAUGGCAACGGAAAAAUAGAUUUUGAGGAAUUUUUUUUAUUGAUGUCGAAGUAGAUGUGGUGUUUCAAGAAUCUGGAUGAGUUUGCAUCUAAAGUGCUCUUGUUGCUUUGACUCGUAUAGAGGAUAUCAUGGAUGUGGUUUGUGUUCGUGUAAGGGGGAAAGUUGUACAGUAGAUGGGAGGGCUUGGUAAAUCGUGUUAAUGUGUGCUAAGGGAACGGGUCUAUUACUUUAGUCAGGCGUGCCUUACGAGUACAUAUCGUAUAAUAAUUCACUUUAUAUACAUACUUCAUUUUUCAUUGAGUCUCUGUACUGUUUCGAUCGAUGAUUCUUUUUUUUUUUUUUUUUGCGAUUUUUCAAAAGGUUAAAACAAACUAGAUAUAAUUCUCAAUUAUAAAGAACCAUAAUGAGCCCUGUUGAUUUUCUUAUCGAGGUAAACAUUUAACGAUGUUUUUUUCUACUGUUAAAAAUAACGAAAAAGAACCCUCGAAAAUAACAAUAUGCACAGAAAUUGUAACAUGAACUAUUCACAGUAUGUUUGCUUUUUUUUCAUUUUGAUUAAGUGCUCUGAAUACAUUUUAUAUAAUCUUAGGGAAUUUUCUUCAUGUUGUCGACAAUGAAUGUUUUUCAAUUAACAAAAUACACAAAAUACAAAAAGUAGAACACAUUUAACAAAAAAAAAAUGGUAAAAAAAAUUAAGUGGACAUUAUUGUAGGCAUAAUGCUUACCUCUGAAUUAUUCACCAACAAGAUGACGUUCGUCAUUCGGGGCCUGUUCAUUUAUGAGGAUGAACCGGUUCGUCUGUUUUAAGACGAAACAUUUCAGGCAAUGAUCUUGACGGACAAGCAAAUGUGAUAGCAGGCCUUUGCAUUUUUUGUCAGGACUCGUCUGAAGACGAUAUGUAAUACCCGGGUCCGUCCUAAUUUCAAAAACCAUCAACCGGUACACCGGUGCAAAAAGUAAACGAAAAACGGCCAUGACCUUGCGUAGUGAGCCAUUUUGGUUCUUCUUACUCCCGAUAAAAAGUUUUCCCGAAAUUAUCAAACGACUCCGAGUCAUUUUUUUUUUCAUUCUCCUUCUCAAGGCAUACUAUAUAGUUGUUCAGUUUCACGGGACGAAUAUUUCGCGGUUAUUCUCGCCAGGCCUUGUUCAAGGAUAUUUAAUUUCGCGCAAUCUUAAAUACGUGUCUAUAUAUACUGGUAUUUAAUGCGAAUUCAUUAUCCAUGGUUUGAAUAUUCGUUUGGUAUUUAUUUUUACGCUAUCCUUAAUGACCGCGAAUAUAGCGAAGUUAAAUCCCCCGCGAAUAUUACUUCCAUUACAGAAUACUUACAUUUUUUAUCUUGAAUUUUUUUUCUUCUGAUAACGAAAAUGAAAUCCAUUGAAAACAACCCCCUACAUAGUAUAAAUAUUCACAUACAUAUUAUAAUAUUUGUCUCAUUCUUUUUAUGUUGAUAUAUUUGUAAAUGUUAAUCUGUAGUCAACUCAUUGAGCUUGUUCUCCGGUACAAACAAAUGUAUUAUGUAUACAAACUGUAAUAGCUUAUUUUUCAGUUCAAACAAACAUUUUUUUUCAUUACAUGCCUCCGACGGCCUUAGGUCCUGCAGGGAUAAAAAGAAAACCUAAAAUGCAUAAACCCAUUUCAGCGAUUGAUAUUUUAAAUUGUUUCAUUAACACGGCUACUUUUUUCAGAAGGUAUUUCCAUUUUUGUGUUAAAAUGUAUUUUGUAAUAUCCGUGAGGUAAAAUUUCAAGUGCAGAUAAUACAUUUAUUUUAAUCUGUCACCAUAUAAGAUAUAUAAUGUGUCCUUAGAAAUGAGAUUAGACACGUGGUUUGUUGACUUACUAGAUAUUUUAAGCUGUAUAGGUACGUGUCCAAGACAAAUUUAGGUAAUAUAAAUGUAAAAAAAAAUCUAAUCAUCGUUCAUUUGAAUUGACGUACUUAUAAUAAUUGUCAUUGAAAAUACAUAAAAGUCGCCACAAGUGCUAUCGUAAAAGUAAGAAGAAUUUUCAGAGAAAAGCCAUCAGACCAAAUCACUUAUACAUUUAUAAUAACAAAAUAAAUAGACCAAUUAAAACAUACGUUUGAAUCUAAAUUAACGAAAUGUUCUAAAAUAUUAUCAAUGAUAUGUUUCACGGUAUUCUACAUAUACAUACAUGUACAUAUAUAUAUUUCUCUCGGUACAACUACGACAGGAAAUUCAAAUCUUUAUCUUCGGAUCACCAACACAUAGUGUAUAUGAUAUACAGUGCUAAUGAAUAUAUACAUGUACAUGUAUACAUACAUACAUAUAUAUAUGUAAGUACACCUAAGUCUGUUGUUAUACACAUUUUUAUACAGGGUUCAAUACAGAUUAAUACUCAGUGUAAUUCAUGUUUACAAAAAUCUUUUUAUUACCUUUAUAUAUAUGUAUAGUAGGGCCAGUUCUUCGAAUAUGUGUAUGUAAAUUAACAGAAUUAUUACGCAAAUCAACACCGGUUGUCAUAAUUUCAGAAAAGUUUUAAUAUUUCAACCCAACAAAUUGUUACAUGACUACAAUUGUAUAUAAAUGAUGAAAUGUUUUAGUUCUAACCACGAUUUUGUCGUUUUAAAUAUGUUUUAUUUGAGCUAAAUAUCGUGCCAUAAGAAUGAAACCGUUGUGACACAAACCAUCUUGGACGAUCCUGUUGUUGUUUGUUGUUAUUUGUCGUCACGUAAAUAAACAUCAAUUUGUCUCAAGGAAAA
This is a messenger RNA of Pecten maximus, 3448 nucleotides long. Its product is annotated as calmodulin-beta-like. Bases 318 to 785 code for a protein of 155 amino acids. NCBI's taxonomy places the organism in Eukaryota, Metazoa, Mollusca, Bivalvia, Pectinida, Pectinidae. Gene Ontology annotation, molecular function: enzyme regulator activity; calcium ion binding. The transcript has 5 exons. The record is from RefSeq and is a predicted model, not a curated record.